UCGAACAAUAAAAUAAUUUCCUAAGUAGACGUCGCCACAGCGCCAGUGGAGACUGGAGAGGAGGGAGGAGGAAGAAUCCGACUCCAAGUCUUCGAGCUCCCGAUUUGGGUUUGGCACCUGUUCCUUCCCUCCCUCCGGCGCAAUCUUGCCUGGCGAUUUUUCUUCGUGGUUUUUUUAUGUAAAUCUUGGCCGGGAUACUUGCGAGCUAGGCAUUGAUUCGGCUUUAAGCGGUCGAGGUGAAUUUGCUCGGUGUGGUUCUGAAGCUUUGGUUCUUCUGGUUCUUGUUGCUGUUGGUUGUUCAUCGGUUCUUGAAUCUUUCAGCCAAUUGGUGUGGAGCCUAGCCAUGAUUGGUGAGGCCGUUCUUGGACAGGGAGAUUUUUUUUAGGAGGAGUGGUAGUGACCUGCUGCUGUAGGGGGGAAAAAGACCAAAGUGCAUUAUCUUGGAAAAUGUGCAUUUUGCUAGCUUGAUCAUAAAUCAAAGCAGCUCCAUUUCUGGGAACGCAGCCAGUCAUUUCCAUGCAGCCUUUCGGUUGAUGGAUGUUCCUCCUGUUGAAUCAGAAAGAUUUAGUCAAACAGAUAGUCAUCCUUUACUCAUGGAGCAUGCCAUUGGUAUCCCAAGGGAUGAUGUUGCUUCUUCGUCGACAUCUCGUCGAGACAAUCAUGAUGGCAUGGAUCAAUUGCCUCAUGUCUCAGAAAGUUCUUCUGGAACAACUACCGCAUUUAACUUUGAGAAUGCUCCUCUACCAAGAAGAGAUGAUAACCGCAGUCGUCGUCAGCAAAGUCCUUUGAAUUCUGGCUUCUGGAUCUCAAUUGAACUGGUUGUGAAUCUUAGCCAGAUUAUAGCUGCUAUUUGUGUUCUGUCUGUGUCAAGGAAUGAACAUCCACAUGCUCCAUUGUUUGAAUGGGUCAUUGGUUAUACAGUAGGUUGUAUUGCAACUCUUCCUCAUCUAUACUGGCGCUAUCUACAAUGCAACCGCCUGGCCACUGGGCAAGAGUCAGCAACUCAGAACUUCCCUCCAAACAACACCCCUGAAAGUAAUUCUUAUACGACAAUUUCAGCCCCUCAUGUGUCUGAAACCACUGGCACAAAUGGAGUCUCAAGAAACAAUGUGGUCACCACAAAUCCAAGGGCCCAAGCUUUCGCUGAACACUUCAAAAUGGCCCUGGACUGUUUCUUUGCUGUGUGGUUUGUUGUGGGAAAUGUGUGGAUAUUUGGUGGACGUUCUUCUGCCCAUGUCGCUCCCAACUUGUACAGGUUGUGUAUAGCCUUCCUCACAUUCAGCUGCAUCGGCUAUGCUAUGCCUUUCGUUCUCUGUGCAUUGAUAUGUUGCUGCCUGCCCUGCAUAAUCUCUGUAAUGGGCUUUCGUGAAGAUUUGAACCAAAACCAAGGUGCUACUGCAGAAGCAAUCAAUGCCUUGGGCACAUACAAGUUUAAAUCGAAGAAGGCUCAUAAUGGAGAGGGAAAUGAAGGUGGUGGUGGAGUCUUUGCUGCUGGAACAGACAAGGAGCGGGUUGUUUCUGCUGAAGAUGCUGUUUGCUGUAUCUGCUUGGCAAGGUAUGUGGACAAUGAUGAUCUCCGGAUGCUCCCUUGCUCUCAUUUCUUCCAUAAGGAUUGUGUUGACAAAUGGCUCAAGAUAAAUGCACUGUGUCCCCUUUGCAAAGCUGAGAUUGACGGUGUUGCAACGACUGCUCCAACCAUUGGCUUUGGGCGCCACCACAGUGAUAACAGGGUAGGAAACGACAUUGAAUCACAACUGUAGCUACCCCUCCUUCCACAAGGAUGGCAUCCUUUGAUGUGGCUUACACGAGCAAUUUGUAAAUUAUAGAGCGAGAUAGAUUAUACGAUGGAUGAGUCCUUGCAUGAUCCAGCAAGUUUGUUUCUGAUUGACUAAUGUCUCUUAUUGUCAAUACAUAUUGCUUCUAGCUUCGUUCC
Molecule: messenger RNA, 1933 nt
Organism: Phragmites australis (common reed)
Lineage: Eukaryota; Viridiplantae; Streptophyta; Magnoliopsida; Poales; Poaceae
Product: E3 ubiquitin-protein ligase At1g63170-like
Exons: 6
Coding region: 534-1760 (408 amino acids)
Source: RefSeq, a predicted model, not a curated record